AUGGCCAUCAAACGGCACUUUGUGGGCCGGCCAAAGGACGUCAGCGACAGCGACAGUGGCAGCGACAGUGGCAGCGACAGUGGCAGCGACAGCGGUAGCGGUAGCGGCAGCGAAAACGAACUUCAGAAGGAUCGCGAAGUUCAGGAAGAGGUGGUUCCUCCGGUUAACAGAAAUGUUCAUGUGGCACAAGCAAGGCCUCCAAAGCCCGCGAGAUCGUCGGUUCCUCAGGCGCAAACAAGUCACGCGGUUGUGGACCGCAUAGUCGGUGAGCAGCGGGGCCAGCGCAAACCGGUCCAGGGAUAUGAAACGCUAGAGAGGAGGCCAGAUGACGAAGAGAGUGGUGAGAGUGGAUCCGAGGAAGAAGAGGCCUCGGAAGAGAGUGGAUCUGAAUCCGAGUCGGAAGACGACGUGCCCAAGACGUUUGUUCGACCGAAAUUCAUCCCCAAGAGCAAACGCGGAGCGGGGGUUUCUACAAAAGUGCCCAAGAUUAUGGGGAAGGAUGACUCGACCAAAACGCUGGAGUACAUUGAGAAGCGGAUCAGGGCCGAGCAAGAGGCCCAGAGAGCGUUGUACGAAGAGGAGAAUGCCGCCGAGUUUGGCGGGGUGGACGAUACGGACGAUCAGGACGUGGAGAAGGAGCUGGAGGACUGGAAAGCUCGAGAAAAGGCCCGUCUGGAUCGAGAUAGACAGGAGCUCAUUUCCCGGGAAGAGGCUCUUGCACGGGAGGAUCGCAAGGAGGAAGCGGGGGAGCAAAAUGAGCCCUCUGGAGAUGGUAGUAACCAUUGGGAAGCCCGCGGGGACGACAAGAAAGGCAAACCCAAGGGAGCUUUCUACCAGGAACAGGACAUUCUCAAACGAGACCUCUCUGGACCGUUGCAGGAUGAUUAUGUGGAUAAGACCAAUGUUCCUCAGAGUCUGCUGGGCAAGAAUGUCGGUCAGAAGGGACGAAUCAUGCACAAGAGUUUGAAGGAACAGGAUACCAGCAGGAAGAGACAGAGGUGA
Molecule: messenger RNA, 1002 nt
Organism: Yarrowia lipolytica CLIB122
Lineage: Eukaryota; Fungi; Ascomycota; Dipodascomycetes; Dipodascales
Biological process (GO): mRNA splicing, via spliceosome
Cellular component (GO): U2-type spliceosomal complex
Molecular function (GO): RNA binding
Source: RefSeq, a predicted model, not a curated record